UGGAGUCUUCAUUUCUGCUGCCCCCUGUGGCCAAAAAUAAUCACUGCAUGCGAGUUGGCGGCCGGGCCAACCAAGGUUAGUUAUUAACUUAGCCUUUCCAGUCACUUCUGGGGAACCAAGAGCCGGGCAGUCACCGUGUCGAGGCAUGCUGCCGCCCGGUCCGCACAUCUUACCAUGGCUGACCGCGACCACAGCCCACCGGAGAGCGCUUUAGCCGGGGCCGACCACCUCACGGUAGUCUUCCACAAAGUUGCCAGUCAUGGCGAAUGUGGCGGCAGCGACGACGGCCGCUGGUGCGGCGACACCGAGCCGCCAGAGGCGAGGACCCACUUGCGGGCAUGGUGUGAGCACGACGGGGAUGCUGAGGAGGAGACGGCCGCUUCGAAGUUGCCGGAGGGCGGCGAGAGGGAAACGCUGUGCCCGCCGGCGGCGUCGUGCGUCACCAGGAGGGCAGCAUCCACCGGCGAGAUCGCGAGCCGAGGGAAACCAAAAAGAUGUCCAGGUAUUGGUUUGUUCUACGCCUUCCUGUCCACAGUCUUCUUUUCCAUCAUCUCCCUCUUGGUGAAGACCAUCCAGGGAGUGCACGCUAUCGAGAUCAGCGGCAUCCGCUGCUUCUUCCAGAUGCUCUUCAUUGUGCCCUUACUCAUUUACCACAAGACAGGGUUCCUGGGUCCUCGGGAUAAACGUCUGUAUCUGAUGCUGCGGGGCUUCCUUGGCUCCAACGCCAUGAUCCUGCUUUUCUACGCCGUACAGCAGAUGCCGCUGGCCGAUGCCACCGUCAUCAUGUUCAGUAAUCCAGUGUUUACCUCGCUACUGGCCUGGGUGUUCCUGAAGGAGAGGUGUACAAUCUGGGACUGCAUCUUUACUGUCUUCACCUUAACCGGGGUCAUCCUCAUCGCCCGGCCGCCAUUUCUCUUCGGAGAACAUAUCCAGGGCAUCGAGGGCAACUACGCAAACCACAUCAAAGGGACCAUCGCUGCCUUUGCAGGAGCGAUCGGGGCCGCGUGUACCAUGGUUGUCCUGCGCAAGAUCGGAAAGAGCGUCCACUACUACCUCUCCGUGUGGUAUUACGCCGUCAUCGGUUUCAUCGAGUGCGUCAUCACGGUCAGCAUCCUCGGGGAAUGGAAAAUCCCCGCCUGUGGCCAAGACCGUUGGAUGCUGAUGCUGAUCGCUGUCCUGGGCAUCGCGGGCCAGACCUUCCUGACCAAAGCCCUGCAGGUGGAGAAGGCCGGCCCCGUGGCCCUGACGAGGACCGUGGACGUGGUGCUCGCCUUCUUCUUCCAGUUCAUUUUCUUGGGCCGUGCGCCCAGCUGGUGGAGCCUCGGGGGGGCGCUGUGCAUCGUGUUGAGCACCAGCGGCGUUGCCUUGAGAAAGUGGUACAGCAACUCACGCAAGAGCUGAAAGCAGAUAGUUGGGUAUCAUCGCUAUUUAUUGAUACUGUUUUCACGCCCUACUGUUUUUGAUUUUUUUUCUGUACUUUAUUUGUUAUGAACAUGCAAAGCUGCAAGGAGGUUUAUAGUGGAGCCUCCAAAGUCGAGUCCAACCGUAACACUCUGGAGUAACACAAAAUUCAAACCAUCAAGUGUGAUUUUUACACACGGAUGCGCCGUUACCGUUUUAUCCGGAGCGAGUACAAGUGCUUACAUUUGAGUGUUUGCCAGUACCGAUACUUGAUAAUGGCAUUACGUCUUGUGAUUGUGAUGAACACAGUUGACAUGGCUCCUACGCAGAAAGUAUAUAUCGGGCUGGUGAUGUGGUAUCGGUGCGUACAGCGUCUGAGAAUUUUUACGAGUGCCGAUAGGUGCAUCCCUAUUUAAAAAAAAAAAAAAAAAAAAAAGGUCAGGCUUUAUGAUCCCUAAUUUUGAAAAGACGACUGUGGAAUCCAAACAGCGCGCUGACCAGAUUGUGUUUGACUUUGGGAGUUCCACUGGACCUUGUUUAGCAAAUGAGAGUAACACAAAGGUAGUUGAGCUUUAGUUAAACAUUUUCUUGACAUUUCUAAUGAAGCUGAAUGAUUUUACUCUUGUGCACUAGUGAGGAAGACAGCCACUGCUAAACCUGCAUUACACUUCCUAGUUUAUCUCUGUUCUUAUGUGCAAUACAAAAAUGUGGUGAAAGUGUGAACAUCACCGCAAUGAAACGGCUCGAUUCAGGACGAUCUUAGCUUGUCGUCCUCUGCCCCCUAUUUUUUUUUAGUUGAGCCUAAAUGAAGUAAGCAAAGCCAGCAUUAUGACAAUUGACACUGUGACCAAAAAAACAACCUCAUAGAAUGAUGAUAAAACACGUCUUAAAAGACUCAUGAUGCUGAGAGAUCACUCAUGGAUAAUAAACCCAGCAUGUUGAUGCACCAGCAAUUUUAGCGCUGAAACGAGGGGUGGGCAUUUCAGGUCGGCAUGGACUGUGUAGUCGUUAUUUUAAACAACAAAAAGUCACGCACUCCAUUCUGUUUCAAUCACUUCAAGAUGCCAUUGAAAACAAUACACAAUCAAAAUUAACAAUGACGGAUGAUUAUUAUGCCCAUCCCAACCUUAAACAUCAUGAAGUCCCCCCCCCCCAAGUAUGAAGCUUUUUGUUUGUUUUGUUUGUUACAUUACUUGGUUUAAGUGAAGUAGGAUUCUCUCAGGGAUCACUUUAGUUAAUUACUGGAAGAAUUUAUUUCAUCACAAAACGAUGCUUAAAUGUAAAUAAUUUAAAUGUGCCUUGACUGAACUCACCUUGAGGCAGCUCUCGGGGGUUGGGGAGGGGGUGGGGUGAGAGUAUUGGGACACAUGGCCAAGCAACCUGGGGGGAUUUUUGUCCCUUUUGUUUUUUUUUUGUUUUUUCCCCCUUCCAAAAAUCAUCAAUAUUGGACCUGAGAAAAGUGUUAUCUGUUUUUUUCGCCCUUACCAAAUUCAUCCAUGCACGCCUUUAUGAACCUUUCUAAAGUUCGCUAUCGAAGGGGUGCCACCCAAACGCUGAUUGAUUAUGUAAGACGUGUGUCCCAAUACUUUUACCCUCGGGUGUAUUUGCCAAACUGAAGCUUUGUAAAACCUCCUUGGGAGAAAUGUUAUUGACUUAAAUGCUGUAAUCGAUACAGUGGUGCCUUGAGAUACGAGUUUAGUUUUGAUUUUUUUUAAAGAAGAAAAAUAGCACUCUAUGAUAUUAUAUUUGAUAAAAACAGAAUGAUUUGAUUGAAAUAUAAUGUCAAGAGUUAAACACUGACACAUUUUUCUGCUUCGAUUCGAUGGACACUGUGCUGCUCCUUCUGGAGUGUGUGCCUUGGCCACCUCAGGGCAGUAUAAUACAGACAUACUGUACAUGGAGACUUGUCACAGCUCUUCAGUAAGUUGCAGUAAUAACUUGUUUUUUGCAGAGGAUGAAGAAAAUAUCCCUGUGAGUAUUGUUAGCUCUCUACACGUGUGGCUCCACCGUUUGUGUUCAAAUAUCCGUUGCUGAGAGUUAUAACACCACGACAUAAAUGCUAUUAGCCCGUCUAUGGUAUUUUGCAUUAUGUUGUAGCAUUAAGCUAGCAGGCUUUAGUCAGGCAAAGUUAUGUGUUUUAAAUACUCAACGUGUAAUUCUGUUUCAUGUUUCGUUUGACGAUAAACUCCAACUUGGGUUGGCAAUAAACACUUUGAACUAUCUGCCAAACUUCUGCUUGUUGUAAAGUCUCUCAAAUAUUUUGGCUCGCAACUCAAAGCAAAGAAGUCGGCCGAACUCGGGUCACUCGUUCCUCAAGGCACCACUGUACUUUGCUAUUUAUAAAAAAUAAAAAAUAAAAAAAAACAUGUUAGAUGUAAAAGUUUGCAUCUUCAGACGUCCUGCGGGUCUCAACUCUCGCUUAUUCAAGGUGGGCGUCAACACGUCACUUAAAUGGCAGCGCUGUACUGUAUACUCUGUUGUUGCGUGUUCUCUUCUUCAAGAAGUCAAAACUGAGUGUGCUAUUCCGAUGGGAAUAUAUUCACCUUGUGAAACAUGGGUUCACAAUAUUUAUUUAUACACAAUUAAGUAUCAAUUAUAGCUUUAUUCGCACAAAAUGAGCGUGCUGAGAGUAAGGCAUUACUUUUCAACCAAAUAUAUAUUUUUGCUUUUUGGCGCUCCAAUAAUAUGCACAAUUGAAAAAAAUAUUUCCCAAUAGAAAACUUAUUUUUUUUCUACUGCUUGCUUGAUUUUUAUUUGAUUACUUUUGAGUAGUUCUGCUGACUUGACUGCACAAGGAGCUCUUUUUCCAUGAAGAAGUAAAUGAUGAAUUAUUUUGUUUCAGGCCUUACUGUAGCAGCCUGAUAUCAAUUGAGGUCAAUAGUGCUUUACAAUGUAUUAUAAUUUAUGACAUUCUGUAGAGUUCUGCACAUGGAUUCUGUUAACUCCAACCUGAUUCAGUAAUAAAAUCCAGAUGACCUCAUUCAUUCAUACCUAAUGUGUGUUGCUGUGGUUUGCUUUUACACUCUCCUGUUACGAAACAUGACGAAAGACAAAACAGUUCCCCAAUACUAGAGCCUCCAAAAGAUCACAAGGUAAAAAGAAUAAAAUAAAAAUAAACCACUGAGUCAGGUGAGAGAGGGAUGGAUUGUUGUCAUUGUGUGUACAUGUGCACACAUGCUUCUUUGUUUAUUCCGCCUUGUAGCUGUAAACGGCACACAUUUGCACAAGCCUGUUGCACAGUACUUUCAUACCCUUUUUGUACUGAGACUUAUAAAAUAAACGGCUUGAAUGGAACACUCAA
Molecule: messenger RNA, 4702 nt
Organism: Phyllopteryx taeniolatus (common seadragon)
Lineage: Eukaryota; Metazoa; Chordata; Actinopteri; Syngnathiformes; Syngnathidae
Gene: slc35g1
Product: solute carrier family 35 member G1
Exons: 5
Coding region: 175-1401 (408 amino acids)
Biological process (GO): regulation of cytosolic calcium ion concentration; calcium ion export across plasma membrane
Cellular component (GO): plasma membrane; endoplasmic reticulum membrane
Source: RefSeq, a predicted model, not a curated record